Molecule: messenger RNA, 1144 nt
Organism: Glycine soja
Lineage: Eukaryota; Viridiplantae; Streptophyta; Magnoliopsida; Fabales; Fabaceae
Exons: 2
Coding region: 10-1005 (331 amino acids)
Source: RefSeq, a predicted model, not a curated record
GUAUAUACGAUGCAGUUCGGAUUAAGAUCCCCAGAAGUACCAGAUGAGAACACAAUCUCGCGUGGAAGCAUCACUAUACAGUUUAGCUUCCAUCUGAGUGCACUGAGCAUGAUGGAGUAUGAGAACCAUCGGAGAGUGAGAACACUGAGCACAGGUCCCUUCACACUGAAAAUGAUAAUGCAAAUAAACUGUCCCAUUCUUGCUCAUAUCUGUUGUGUAGAUAAAUUUAAGUGGCCUCUAACAAAGGACACUGUUGUUCUCCGAGUCACCACUCGCACCUAUGUCAUUGCCCUCCCUGGCCUCUUAUAUGCCCUCCAGUUCCCAAGACUUUGCUCUCGAGAACGUCUUCGAAUCCUCUCAAAUGUCUUUAGGAAAUAUGGUCACUUCCAGGAUCUUAGACCCCAAAAGCUAGGUGGGUGCUCAAUGCAGUUCGAUGAACCAGAAAUGUUGGAAGUGUUACGUCCUGAUUUUGAGCCCAUAGCACAUGAAACCCUUUUGGAGUUAGGGAAUAUCCCAGGGAUUUCCCGUUUCUGCAUGGAAGAGCAGAACUCGAGCUUCCUAAGGGCGUGUCGCAUGUCGGUGAUGACAAAGAUGAUAAUGGAAAGCAUGCGUGUGAAGACAAUGACAAGUAGUCUUGUGGAGAUCAAAGGCACCAACCCACCUGAGGCACACCAAGGAAGAGCCUAUGCUGUGAUGAGUACCUACACUCGCCUUGUUGAUUCUGCUGAAUACGCUUCCCUCGUUUCCUGUGGCUUAGUUGAGGAAUUGGAGAAUGUUGUGUCUCCUCUUCGCUUUGGUUCGGUUGAUGUUGGGUACCAGGUUUGGAAUCUCAAUCACUUGGGCCUUUUGUCUUUCAUGUCUCUCUUGGGACCCCAUGUUGAAGAGGAAGUGAAAUAUGUGAGUGCUAGAGAAGAGUUGUGGAAUGCCAUGGCUGAAACUGAACAGGAAGAAGAAGCUGAUGAGGCCUCUGAUCAUGAUGAAGAUAAGGGCGAGGAAACAAAUUAAAUAUCAAUACAUAAGUCUGGCUAGAUCAUGUAUGAGGUCUUGGAUUUUCACAUUUAUGUUCGUGUAAUAAUUUCUCUUUAACAAGAGAUCGAGGGUAAAACAUAUGUCUUAAUUAAUUUUUCAUUUUGAUAUUAUUAUA